Colossoma macropomum (tambaqui) is the source of this 3196-nucleotide messenger RNA. RefSeq names its product Rho guanine nucleotide exchange factor (GEF) 7b (gene arhgef7b). The transcript has 22 exons. Lineage: Eukaryota; Metazoa; Chordata; Actinopteri; Characiformes; Serrasalmidae. The record is from RefSeq and is a predicted model, not a curated record. Gene Ontology annotation, molecular function: protein binding; guanyl-nucleotide exchange factor activity. The coding region runs from base 210 to 2789 and encodes 859 amino acids. Gene Ontology annotation, biological process: intracellular signal transduction.
GUGGCGGGGGUGAGCGGAGAACGAAACCAGAGCCGCCACACAAAUGUAGGCAAAUCGUCAGCUGCAGCCAGCAGGAGCAGGAGGGCUCAUAUCCACCAGCCCCAGCGGACGAGCCCGUAGCGUGAGGGCAAGAGAAGAAAAUCGAGGAUAUCCAUGGUUUCUUGUGGUCGAGGUUGGCGUUAGCGUGUAAGGACAUAAAGGAGGUGGCCAUGAACUCGGCCGAGCAGACGGUAACAUGGCUUAUUACGCUGGGGGUCCUGGAGUCGCCCAAAAAGACAGUGUCAGACCCCGAGGGCUUCUUGCAGUCCAGCCUGAGGGACGGAGUGGUGCUGUGCAGGCUGCUGGACAGACUACAGCCAGGAUUAAACCUCACGGUCUGUCAGGAGCCCCGGACCGACAGCGAGUGCUUGAGCAAUAUCAGGGAGUUCCUGAAGGGCUGUGCUGCCGCUUCAUUCCGUCUGGAGACGUUCGAGCCUGAUGACCUGUUCCAGGGCCAAAACUUCACCAAGGUGCUGAAUUCCUUGGUAGCACUCAACAAGGCAACUGCGGACAUCGGUGUAGGAAGUGACUCUGUAUGUAUGCGACAGUCCUCCUCUCUGCGGAUCAAAUCUUUUGACUCUCUCAACACUCAGCCCUCCCACAGAAGAUCAUCCAAAAUACUACACAAUCAGUACCGCAGUCUGGACAUGUCUGAGAACAGUUCAGCUCAGUUGUUGGUGAAGGCACGGUUUAAUUUCCAGCAGACCAAUGAGGACGAGUUAUGCUUCAACAAGGGCGACAUCAUCCAGGUGACGCGGCAGGAAGACGGCGGCUGGUGGGAAGGAUCGCUCAACGGCAAGACUGGCUGGUUCCCUAGCAACUAUGUCAGGGAGGUCAAAGGAAGUGACAAGCCCAUCUCCCCCAAGUCUGGGACGCUGAAGAGUCCGCCCAAAGGGUUCGAGACUAGCACUGUUAGCAAGACCUACUAUAACUUGGUGAUCCAGAACAUCGUGCAGACGGAGACAGAAUACUGUAAAGAAUUACAGACUCUGCUCUCGACAUACCUCAGACUACUGCAGCCCACUGGCAGUCUGACAGUGGCAGAUAUUGCUUAUAUUCUGGGCAAUCUAGAGGAGAUCUGCUCCUUCCAGCAGACGCUGGUUCAGUCACUGGAAGAAUGCACCAAAUUUCCAGAGAGCCAGCAGAGGAUAGGAGGGUUCUUCCUUUCCCUGAUGCCUCAGAUGAAGAGCCUUUAUGUAACUUACUGCUCCAACCAUCCCCAUGCUGUCAGUGUACUCACACAACACAGUGAGGAGCUGGGUGAAUUCAUGGAGAGUAAAGGUGCAAGUACUCCUGGUAUUCUCACCCUCACCACCAGCCUGAGUAAACCCUUCAUGAGACUGGACAAAUACCCCACACUGCUCAAAGAACUGGAGAGGCACAUGGAGGAGUUUCACCCAGACCGUGCAGACAUUCAGAAAAGCCUGACUACAUUCAAAAACCUCUCUACUCACUGUCAGGAGUUGAGGAAAAAGAAAGAGCUGGAGCUGCAGAUUCUGACUGAGCCGGUGCGUGGCUGGGAGGGAGAGGGCAUUAAGACUCUGGGCUCUGUCAUCUACAUGUCUCAGGUCCUCAUGCAGAACCACGGCAGCGAGGAGAAGAACGAGCGUUACCUACUGCUCUUCCCUCAUGUGCUACUUGUGCUCUCUGCCAGCCCUCGAAUGAGCUGCUUCAUCUACCAGGGGAAGCUUCCUCUAACAGGGAUGAAUGUCAACAAGAGUGAAGAUACAAGAAAUGCUUUUGAAAUAUCAGGGAGUAUGAUUGACAGGAUACAGGUGAUCUGUAAUAACCAGGAGGAUCUCCAUGAGUGGGUGGAGCAUCUUCACCGCCAGACUAAACGUACAUCAACCAGCAGUUCUAAACCACAGUCGGUGCCAUGCCAUACGCUCCCCUCUCACCCAGUCACACCGUCCCGACACUCAGAGAGUCGAGGAACAAGUGGAGCUCCUGCCUAUCACACGCUUCCACAUCCCUCUUCACACGGCACCCCACACAGCACCAUGAUGUGGGGUCCUCUGGAGCCACCCAAAACCCAGAAACCCUGGAGCCUCAGCUGUCUCAGACCAGCACCUCCACUCAAACCUUCAGCUGCUCUAUCCUAUAAAGAGGAUCUCAGUAAGAGCCCCAAGAGUAUGAAGAAGCUUCUGCACAAACGCAAACCUGAAAGGAAGCCAUCAGACGAGGAAUUUGCUGUGAGGAAAAGCACUGCAGCCCUGGAGGAGGACGCGCAGAUCCUCAAAGUAAUUGAGGCUUACUGCACAAGUGCCAAGACACGACAAACGCUCAACUCAACUUGGCAAGGCACUGAUUUGAUGCAUAAUCAUGUGCUGGCUGAUGUUGACCAAUCGUGUGUGGAGGCUAUGGGUUGCCGUACCAGCAUGUUACGCCUGGAACCCGCAUCUGACCAAUCAGAAGACUCGGACUAUGACAGUAUAUGGACUGCUCAUAGUUACAGAAUGGGUUCCAUCUCUCGUUCGAGAAAGGAGUCAGGGCCUCAUAUGCUUUUCCCUGAAGAGGAGAAGAUUAUUGUGGAAGAAACAAAGAGCAAUGGGCAAACAGUGACUGAAGAAAGGAGUCUGGUGGACACAGUGUAUGCACUGAGGGAUGAAGUUCAGGAACUCAAGCAGGACAACAAAAGGAUGAAGAGGACUCUGGAGGAGGAACAGAAGGCAAGAAAAGAGCUGGAGAAGAUAGUUAGGAGGGUAUUAAAGAGCAUGAAUGACCCCUCUUGGGAUGAGACCAAUUUAUGAAGUUGGUCAGCGAUGAUUAGCCGAUAUGCAUGCAGCCCAUGCCUGGCACUGAAAGGGGAUGGAGGACACUGUAGAAUGGAAACAACAUCCUGUAAUGCAGCAUGUGUGAUUGGUUGAAGAAUCAGGCUUAACUUUUGACCAAAAAAAAAAGAAAUUGAGCUGAGCCUGAAGUUGAAGAUGAUGGAGAUGCUAAAUGACUGAACUGGACCAGAGCUUUUCACUUCCAAUCACUGGAUUAAGGCCUGUUAUAGACUCUCUUUAGAAGUUUACCAGUGCCAAAUUUGCCAAAUGGAUAAUUUAGCCUCUGAACUGUAAGUAUAUAUCAAGGAACAGAUAUUGGAAUAAGUGGCCAAAAAUAGCUUUAGGUUAUGCCUUAAAAUUUCUUUUGGACACAUUUUAACAUGAAA